UCAGUGCAGUGGAGAGGCAGCAGAGAAUCUUUUGGCCAUCCUGUUUUUACGUUGGUUCUGCGUUUUGAAAAGAAGGAGCGUUUUCAGUUGUAUGUGCACUCGGAGGUACCUACUGGUCUGCACCUGCCGUUUUUAGAGAAUAGUGACCACUCCAUCCCCACGGAUUAUAUUUUGCCUGGGAAUUCAGUUCUGAGUUUUUACUGUGUUUUUUUACAUCGAUACGGUGUGUGCAAAACGACACUGCUGCAACAAAACUGGAGUGUUAGUGGUUUAUAACGUUAGAGAAAAAGGAUGCGGGAUUUCGAACGAAUAGGAUUGUUAUUGUUUGUCGCGAUAUCAGGUUAUUUAGUCUUAGUAAUUGAAGGAGCUAAACUAAUAAUAAAUCCAUCUGGUCAAACACAGAGUCAACCCGCUGGAAAGGGUUUUGGUCUAACAUGUCAAGGAGAUGCAGACAACCCAGAUCUCUUCACAGAGAUGAAAUGGGUGGGCCCAAAAGGAGAAUUAGUAGAAGGAUCAUCAGGUCCGAUAGAAGUUUCAAAAGCAGGUGGCCUACUACUACUUAUGUUCAGAGAACCAACUACAGAAGAUAGUGGAUCAUAUAACUGCAGUGCAGUUUAUGAUAACAUUGACCCAUUGAAUACAGGAGUUCAGUUGGUAUUUUACCAGGACAUAACAUGGGAAGACUGCCCUACUAAACAGGCUCUAGUAAUUCAGACUGAUGGGAAAAUCAGAUGCCGUGUGUCAGCAAAUCCUCCUGCCACCAUCACUUGGCAAAAGGAUAAUCAAAUCCUUUCUGAUCGAUACAUCAUCGAAAAUGAUGGAAUCAAAGUAACAGGUGCUACAGAAGAGGACAAGGGAGAAUAUUCCUUGCGAGCAAUGGUUCAGCAGACUGGAAAAUUCCAAGAUAGAGUGAUUAAAGUUGAAGUCCAUGUUCCUCCUGAAAUCAUUGAAUUGGAUGAUAGAAUGGAAGCCACAGAGGGCAAUGAGGCUAUGCUGAGGUGUCAAGCAAGUGGAUUUCCAAGACCUGCUUAUGCUUGGUUUGACCCUGAUCAAAGGGAUCUGAGUAAUGUGGAAGGGCAUGUGGUUGAUGCAGAUACUGGUACUUUGAUCAUCAACAGUGUAAAACGAGAAAAUAAAGGACGUUAUACCUGCUGGGCAAAAAAUCCUGCUGGAGAUGCUAAAAGAAGUCUUGAACUGUCUGUGAUAGUUAAACCUGAAAUAAAACAAUUUGACAACAUCACAUCAGUGGAAAAUGGACAAGCUACAUUUGAAUGUAGAGCUAUUGGUGAUCCUCUACCAGAACUAACAAUUAGAAAGGAAGGCCAAGAUCGUCCUUUUGAUGAAGAUGAUGAUAGAGUUAGUUUGAAUAAAAGAAUUGAGGGUGAUGAAUCUGUCAUAACUUUGACAAUUGAAAACACUAUGCGAUCCGAUGAUGGUUUAUAUUUUUGUGCAGGAGAAAAUAAAGGCGCCCAUGUCGAAAGAGCUGGUCAUUUAACUAUUGAAUUUGCCCCAGUCAUGAGUUCUACUCCUAGCACCUCUGUGAAGACAUGGAAUGGAAAUCCUGUUAAUCUAACAUGCAUAGCUGAAGCAAUACCCAAUGCAACUAUUACUUGGUCAUAUAAUGGUCGAAAAAUUCAAGAUGAUGAUAUAUAUACAAUCUAUGGACGAUCAGCUCACAGCAAUUUGUUGGUAAGGUCUCCUAGUGAAGCAAUUAAUGCUCAAAGUGUGUAUGGAGUUUACAGAUGUCAGGCUGAAAAUAGUCAUGGGGAACAGUAUAUUAAUAUAGAACUUCAAGAAGCAAGAAGACCCAGUGAAUUACGAGACAUCAGAAAUGUUAAAGGUACUGCCACAACACUGACAUUUGAAUUUGAACCACCAUUGGAUGAUGGAGGUUUGCCCAUUCGUGCCUAUGUAGUUAAAUAUUAUGAAGAAAAUGAGCCUUAUGAUGAUGCUCUUGUUCAAGAAUGGAGUGAAGGUGUUCCAUAUGUCCUUGAUGAUUUGAAACCGAGAACUGCGUACAAAUUCCGUUUUGCUGCCAGAAAUGAAGUAGGUGUAGGAGAAUGGAGUGAUGAAAGAAGAAUUGUAACCCCAGCUGAGUCUUUCCCUGAACCUCCUAAAUUUAUUACUCCUGGUGGCAAUGUUAGCACCUAUCCUGAUCGCUUCCAGAUCCGCUGGACUGUGCCUUUGGAUAAUGGACGUAAAAUUGAUUACUUUGAAUUGCGAUACUUUGAAGCUGAGAAGAGAAACGGAGUUUGGCGAAGAAUUGGCGAAACUGUUGUGAAGGAGGUGAGAGAUUGGGAAAAUGCUCCUAUGUAUGAGAUGACAAGAUUGAAAGCAAAUACUUAUUACAAAGUUGAAGUUCGUGCUCACAAUGACAUUGGUUUUAGUCAAGAUGCUACUAUGGUCUUUCAAACUGCUGCAGGAUCAGAACAUGAGCACCAAAGUAAUGGCUACCAAGGUACUGUGUCAAGUUCACUAUCCAUUGGUGCGAUUUUUGCCAUCAUUGUUGCUGUUGCGCUUGUCAUCCUUAUUAUUAUCGAUAUAACUUGCUACGUCCGGUACCACUGGGGAGUUGUUUUCUUCCUGCGAAGCCGAGUUUGUGCAAAACCUAUGGCCAAUGAAAAAGCUAAAGAAGCUGCAUUUGAAGAUGGAAAAGGAGGAGGAAAUGAGGCAAACACAAACAAUGGAAAUGUAAAACUCGAUGCAAACAGUGUUGCUGUCACUGUUACUGAGAAAGGAGAUAAUUUUGAAAAGAAAACUAGAACAGAAGUAGAUAAUCCUGCAUUCGACAAAGAGAAGGAGCCUUUCAAGGUGAAUGAAGAAACUGAGAAAGAUAACGAAGGGGAAGUGGCUAAUGAAGAUACUCCAAUGAUUGUCUCUGCAGGUGCUAAAGAUACUAAAGCUAAUGAUGGCACAGCAGAUGAUGUGAAAAAUAAAUCUCCCAAAGGAUCAAAGUCAAGCAUUGCCAAGGAUAGUCUAGUGUAGAAUGACCAAAGAUGAUGAUUCUUUCAUUCAAGUUAGCAUUGCACUAAAUGCUAACAUAAUUUAAAUGGGAAAAAUAUGACUUUUCAUAAUUGUUGUUUGACAGUUGGUACAAAAACUCUUAACAUUCUGCUGCUUCUGUCAUACCAAAAAAAUAAUAAUAAUGUUAAUAAGAGAAAAAGUCUCAUUUAAACAAUUUUUUUUUUGUUCCAAAGACUGAUUUAUUCAGCUGUUUGUCUUUUUCCAGUAAUAUAUGUCUAUGAUCUUUUUUUUAAAAAAAUAUAGCGAAUUUCAACAAAUUUCUACUCUCAUCAAAGAUAACAACGAUAUCUAAUAUCACUGAAUUAAAGAAAUAGUUAAACUAAAUGUGUAACAUGCUUGUCCUUGGACUGUGUUCAGCUACCUAAGUAAUCUCAUUCUGUCAACAUUUGCUAUGGAUAAAAUUUACAAAAUGAAAUUUUCAUCGUGAAAUAUAAAAUGGAAGAAAAGAUCUGAAAUAGUAUUAGAUUUUUCUGAUAAAAAUGUAUAAAGUCAUCAGCAUCAACAUUUGUUUUGCGGAUUUAGCUCUACGGUUCUAUUUGAACAAAUAAUUCUUGAGAUUACUCAUUCCUUGUUAUGUGUUUAUAAAUCAUUCCAUAAUAUUUUUGAAGUAUUUUUGUUGUUGAUUUUGUUAGCUCGCUUGAUGGCAUAUUUGUAUUUAAGAAAAUGCCCUUUCAUCACAUAAACUUACUUGAUCAUCAUUGCUUAUUGUGUGUGUGCGUUUCUUUUCAAAUUCAUUUUUGCAAAGUGCUGGCUGUUUUUUUUUUAAUGUCUUUUUUCAUGUGGUUCAGUUCAUUUUUAUUUUAUAUCACUUCAUCAAUUUUUAUGUUCACUUGUAAAAAAAAGAAAGAAUAUUGCUUUUUAUUAUCGUGUGUUUUAUUAUUUCACACUGCCUGUGAAUGCAGUGAUGUAGAAUGUAUUCCCAUCUAAUUGAAACUCCCGCACACUUCAUGAUUUUUUUUUGUGUGUGUCUUUUUAGUUCCCCCCCCCCAUUUUUUUGUUGUACUUCACUUGUCAAACUUUUCAUGGAUAAAAAUAUGAAUUUUUAACUAUGUAAAUAAUGUGAAUCUAAUGGAUGUGUUUUCAUUUUAUUUGGGCUUUGCAUUAACAAAGAAAUAGAUCUGAAAGUGCUAUGAUAACGAAUAAUGCCACAUUAUUUACUCCACUACUGAACUUAUUCAAACGAAGUAGCGAAAGUAGUAUUUUCUUCAUGGAAUCGAUGUUAUUUCAGAUGCGUUUUUGAUGACCAUGACUGUUUCAUACAUGUUUAAAUAUAAAAAAAAGGAAAGUUGAAUUUAUAAGCAAUUUAAAAAUAAAAAACUUUUUAAUAUUUUCCAUAAAUUUAUUGCUUUUGACGAUAAAUGGGAAAAAUAGCAAAAAAGUUGUAUAACACCUUUACAGUGAUUAUUUUGAAAAGUUUUUUUACAACUGUAUUUAGUACAUUGCCCAUUUUAAUAUGCAUUGAUUUCAUGGGCUAUUAAAACAAUGGUAAUCUUUUUAAGAAAAAAAAAUAUGAUUCUGCUCUCUACGACACAUCAGCAGUUUCGGUGCAGCACCAAUUACACUGCUUAGCACAGCUGAUCCAUUCAGUACAUCAUUAUUACUUGUAAUCUCCGUGAUAUGUGCUGUGCAAAUUCUAGCCUUCUUAGUUGCAUGAAAGCAUUAUUAUAUAUGUAUAUAUACAAUGUAAAAAUACAAAAGGAAAAAUCAGUGGGUGCCAGAGCCUUACCAUCUGUAUGAGCAGCUAUUUUUCGGCAAAUGAAAUACUUGUACAAUUAUAAUGUGUUUGUUCUGAGAUAUAUUGGAAUGCUUGCUGCUCUCUUCUUACCUUGUGAUGUUGUGUGCAUGAAUCAAGAAUAAAAUCUUGUUCAUAAACGUUA
This is a messenger RNA of Argiope bruennichi, 4901 nucleotides long. RefSeq names its product fasciclin-2-like. Gene Ontology annotation, cellular component: membrane. The transcript is spliced from 18 exons. The coding region runs from base 292 to 2985 and encodes 897 amino acids. Gene Ontology annotation, biological process: cell adhesion. The record is from RefSeq and is a predicted model, not a curated record. Gene Ontology annotation, molecular function: protein binding. NCBI's taxonomy places the organism in Eukaryota, Metazoa, Arthropoda, Arachnida, Araneae, Araneidae.